Messenger RNA from Erigeron canadensis, 746 nucleotides. RefSeq names its product pathogenesis-related protein PR-1-like. The coding region runs from base 123 to 629 and encodes 168 amino acids. The record is from RefSeq and is a predicted model, not a curated record. Lineage: Eukaryota; Viridiplantae; Streptophyta; Magnoliopsida; Asterales; Asteraceae. Gene Ontology annotation, cellular component: extracellular region. The transcript has a single exon.
AUUCAACUACCCUUUUAUAAUACUUGUUUAUACUAUUAUUACUUGUAAUAUUUAAAUCGCCCUAUAUAAAAUGUUACAUUUUGUAUAGCCUAAAUUAUGAAACCACAUCAAAUUAUUUAUCAAUGUGGUUUUCUUCAAUCACAUUGGGUUUUAUCCUUACUCUUCUAAUCUCCACCACCAAUGCUAUCACAAACAAAAAGCAAAUCUCUAAAAACAUCAUCAAUGACUUCAUAUCUCUUCAAAACCAAGCUCGGGCCGCCCUACGUGUGCCACCACUGGUAUGGGACCCACGACUAGCGCGUUAUGCAGAAACGUAUGCUAGCCAAAGAAGGCAAGAUUGCUUGUUAAAGCAUUCAAAUGGGCCUUAUGGAGAGAACAUCUUUUGGGGAAGUGGUAAUGGGUGGAACCCGGCUCAAGCUGCUGCGGCGUGGGUUGGAGAGCAGAGAUGGUACACGUAUGGAUCGAAUUCGUGUAACGGAGGACAAGAGUGUGGGCAUUACACACAGAUUGUUUGGAAGACAAGUAGGAGAAUUGGGUGCUCUAGAGUGACUUGUUUUCAAGGUAGAGGUGUUUUCAUGAUUUGCAAUUAUGAUCCUCCAGGGAACUAUAUUGGUGAAAAACCUUACUAAAUUUUGUGCAUGAAAUUUUAUGUGUGAUAGUUUCAUGAUCAGAUGCUAUGCUAUAUAUCCACAUCCUUAUAUACGUAUUAAUGCCAUGUGUGUAUUUACACUUAUUUAUUUAUUCAA